This is a messenger RNA of Cooperia oncophora, 297 nucleotides long. NCBI's taxonomy places the organism in Eukaryota, Metazoa, Nematoda, Chromadorea, Rhabditida, Trichostrongylidae. The record is from the annotation of a GenBank genome assembly.
AUGUGGGACAAUGUCCUCACUGGAGCAUCGGAAACUGUGCAUGGAGGAGCGAAAGAGCUUGCAACAACUCACGGAAAGCGCCGGAUCCAUGUCUUACGGGCAUCGCUCGAACUUAUGAUGCCCAUCAGUGUAUUGAUUCGACUGUUAUGUGCGUUAAGAGAUUCCUUCAGGAUGAAUCGAAAUGUUCCAUUGCUGCAGUAUGAAGGUACCGUGCACAAGCAGAUUCUGGUAUUCGAUGUGCAUAUCGUCAUCUCUUGUGGCCAGAGAUUGAUAUUGAACGAGACUACUGGUCUGUAG